Ascoidea rubescens DSM 1968 is the source of this 948-nucleotide messenger RNA. RefSeq lists its product as uncharacterized. NCBI's taxonomy places the organism in Eukaryota, Fungi, Ascomycota, Saccharomycetes, Ascoideales, Ascoideaceae. Bases 1 to 948 code for a protein of 315 amino acids. The record is from RefSeq and is a predicted model, not a curated record. The transcript has a single exon.
AUGAACAAAACUAAUUUUGUUAGAAAAAUUUCAUUUGAUACCUCAACUUCAAUAGGACCAAAGACAAAUUCGUAUUAUGAGACCAAUGUUGCAAUACAUAAUUGUAUAAAAAAUAACUUGCUACCAGGAAAUUUUGCAGAUUUUGUUGCUAAAAACCCCCAAUUUUUAAUUCCUCCCUCAUAUAAUAAACCUUUGUUCAAUACAAAAUUUAAUCAUAAUUUGUAUUGCAAAAAUGUUGAAAAUUCUAAAAACAUACUAAUUGGGUUUGAUUUAAUCAAAUUACAAAACUAUGAAAUAUCCUUGAAAUGUUUAAAUAUGAUCUUCAACAACUUUGUUGAUGACUACGAUAACGUUUUUAUUACAAUUAUUAUAAACAAAUUCACUUUAGAUAAAUAUGGUUUAAUCAAUUUCGAUGAAAUAAACUAUUGGAAGGAAAAAUUGAAUAAAGAGUUUAUAAAUCAAUUGUUGAUCAAUAACAUUUUCAAAAACCAGCCAGCAAAAGACAAAAAAAUUUCUGUGUCUAUUGAUUUAAUAUUUGACAAAAAUGUUAAAAGGGCUUUAGAAAACAAUUUAAUGGAUUACAACCCCGAUAUAUUAGUUUUAGGAAUAAAUGACAAAAACUUUUCAAGUUUGAAUUCAAUUACAUCAAAGCUUUUCAUGAAAGUGUCAAAACACUCAGCAUCUACAUCGACAUAUUUCUUGAGAUCAUCUAAGAUUCCAGUAAUUGUUGUCAAUUCCAAUUUCAACUUGAAGAAUUCUAUAAUACCAAAUAAAAAGGUGAAAUUUAUUAAUAAUGGACAAAAAUUAGAUCUCGAGUUCAAUGGAAAAUUGGUUUCAAUCCCAUCCAACUGCACAUUCGGUCCUAGCAACAUUGGACCCAGUUGCAAACAACAAAAUUUCACUGCUAAGCACCCAAUAAUAUCACCUUUGGGAACGUUUGUCUCAUAG